This is a messenger RNA of Acaulospora morrowiae, 663 nucleotides long. NCBI's taxonomy places the organism in Eukaryota, Fungi, Glomeromycota, Glomeromycetes, Diversisporales, Acaulosporaceae. The record is from the annotation of a GenBank genome assembly.
AUGCUUCCAACGCCAAACCUUGAUCAUUUAUCUUCGGAAGAUUACGAGAAAGUUUACAAUCCAGCAGCUGUAUCAUUAUUGUUAGAGGAUACCUUUCUAUUCCUCGAUACCCUUGAGGAUGAAGUAAGAUUUAUAAAAGAUGAUAUCAAACCUUGUAUCUGUUUAGAAAUUGGUUCUGGUACAGGUUGCAUAUCAACGUUCCUGGGGCAGAUACUGGGUAAUGGUUCUACGCAUAUAAAUCCGCAUGCCACGGCAACAACUAUAGCGACAGGUCAUAGAAACUCGGUCCUUUUGGAUGCAAUAACAACUGAUUUAACAUCCGGUCUUUUGCCGAGACUCAAUCAUGCCGUCGACGUAAUAUGUUGUAAUCCUCCUUAUGUCGUCACUCCGCAUGAAGAUGUACACUCAAAAAAUAUCCUCGAGAGAUCGUGGGCAGGGGGCAUUAAUGGAAGGGAAGUAAUUGACCAAAUACUACCUUUAGUAAAUAACCUGUUAUCUAAAAAUGGAGUAUUCUACCUUUUGGUUAUCAAUGAAAAUAUGCCAGAUGAAAUAUGUGAAAAAAUGAGGAAAGAACACCAAUUUCAGUCGGAGGUUGUAAAAUUUCGUCUUGCGGGUAGAGAGAAACAAUAUAUCUUGAAGUUCAAGAGAUGUAUUGAUAAUUGA